Homalodisca vitripennis (glassy-winged sharpshooter) is the source of this 1212-nucleotide messenger RNA. RefSeq names its product pancreatic triacylglycerol lipase-like. The coding region runs from base 112 to 1179 and encodes 355 amino acids. Gene Ontology annotation, molecular function: lipase activity. Gene Ontology annotation, biological process: lipid metabolic process. The transcript is spliced from 7 exons. The record is from RefSeq and is a predicted model, not a curated record. Lineage: Eukaryota; Metazoa; Arthropoda; Insecta; Hemiptera; Cicadellidae.
GUUACUUUUCUAGGUACAAGAUAGGUGUGAUUUGUGUUGAUGAGGUAUACUAUUCCUAUUUAAUUUAAAGCUAUCUUUGUAGAGUAAAACUUUUUUGGUGUUCAAGAGACGAUGAAUGCUCUUUUUCUGCUUUGCACAUUAGCGUAUUGUCAAGGAUCUUCUCUUUGGUCAAUACUGCAACCAGAAGUAAACGAAAGAGAUUUAGAUUUUUCAAUUUCUCGGCAGAAUGAUGGUAGAGGUGUAUUUGUCAAGGCAUUUUUAAAAGACUCUGCAGUGAUUACCAAGAAUAAAAAAGUCAAGUUUUUUAUGUUCUCUGGGCUCAACCUACAAGGCGCUCAGUUACAAUGCAGGAACAGAAAAAAUCUUGUGCUUUCAGGAUUUGAUUUAAACAAAGAAACAAAACUAAUUAUCCAUGGCUUUGCUAACUCUGCAUCUUCUCAAUUUACUGAGAAUUUAAAAAAUGCUUAUUUGAAGACAUAUGAUUACAAUAUUGUGGUUGUCGACUGGAGUGCUCUAUGUAGGCCACCGUUCUACUCAUCAGCAGUCGAGAAUACACGAUACGUGGGUGCUGCCACCGCUCGGAUGGUGGAGUGUCUUGUCUCACAAGGAUUCAGGCUGUCUCGUCUACAUAUGGUAGGACACAGCAUCGGAGCUCACAUCGCAGGCAUCGCUGCCUAUCUCUUGAGGCAUGUCGGUCAGGUUGCUAGAAUCACAGGUCUGGACCCAGCCAAACCUAUGUUCGAGAUGGAACCAGACGAGUACCGACUGAGCUCCAAGGAUGCAGAGUUUGUUGACUGUAUCCACACCUGUGGUGGCUUUCUUGGCCAGUCAGAACCUCACUGUUCCAUUGAUUUCUAUCCUAAUGAUGGAACUAAUCCUCAACCUGGCUGCGUAUUUGAUAUCUUUGGAAUAUGCAGUCAUCAAAGAGCUUACAAGUACUUCACAGAGUCGGUGACAGAAACAGAGGCUUUCAGAGCAGUUAGAUGUUCUGCCGUUGAUGACUACAGUCCUGUCAACUGUUCCUCGUCUGCAGAGGUCAAGAUGGGGGAGCACACUGACACCAGAAUGAGAGGAAUUUUCUACCUUGCAACUACACCAGAGCCUCCAUAUUCUCUGAAAGUUUCCUCCGUUCCAGGAAACCUACUUACUAAGUUUUCAUGGUACUUUUACUCUAGGUAAAUAGCUUAAUAAAUAGUUACAAUUCCCAUAUUA